CUCUCUAGCGACGCGCCUGGCGACCGCUGAAGCCCACUUUGAACUCUUGGGGAGCGGGAGGGGUCUUGACUUCCCCGUGUGCGUCUCGCCCCAUGUGCCCGUCGCAGCUCGCACUACUGCAGGUGUUGUUCCUGCUGGUCCCCGAGGGCGUCUGGUCUCAGCCCUCAUCCUCCCCGUCUGGGGCUGUGCCCACCCCAUCGGACGUGGGGCCGGGGUCGCCGGGCGGGACCCUUCAGUCCUCCUCGGAGGGCUCUGAAACUCCCUGGCCAGUGCCUGGGAUCUCUACGGUGGGCCCUACGGUAGUGACCCCCUCUGCACCUGGGAAUGGGACCGUAGACCUCUUCCCAGUCUUACCGAUCUGUGUCUGUGACCUGACUCCUGGUACCUGCGACAUAAAUUGCUGCUGCGACAAGGACUGCUAUCUACUCCAUCCGAGGACAGUUUUCUCCUUCUGCCUUCCAGGCAGCGUGAGGUCUUCAAGUUGGGUGUGUGUGGACAACUCUCUAAUCUUCAGGAGUAAUUCCCCAUUUCCUUCGAGAGUUUUCAUGGAUUCAAGUGGAAUUAGGCAGUUUUGUGUCCAUGUGAAUGAUUCAAAAUUAAACUAUUUCCAGAAGCUUCAAAAGGUCAAUGCAACCCACUUUGAGGCCCUGGCUACAGAGUUUGGAGGCGGAUCCUUCACUUCAACAUUCCAAACCCAGUCACCACCACCUCAUUACAGGGCUGGGGACUCCAUUUUGACUUACUUCCCCACGUGGUCUGUAAUCAGCUUGCUGAGGCAGCCUGCGGGAGUUGGAGCUUGGGGGCUCUGUGCUGAGAACAAUCCUGCAGGUUUCCUGGAGAGUAAAAGUACAACCUGUGCUCGUUUCUUCAAGAACUUGACAAGUAGCUGCACCUUGGAUCCAGCCCUCAAUGCUGCCUCUUAUUAUAACUUCACAGUCUUAAAGGUUCCAAAAGGUAUGACUGAUCUGCAGAAUUUGAAGUUCCAGGUUCCUGUAACCCUUGUCUCAGAAGCUGAUCCUCCUUUCUUGUCUGGAAACACUUGUCAGAAUGUGGUUUCCCAGGUCAUCUAUGAGAUAGAGACGAAUGGGACUUUUGGAAUCCAGAAAGUCUCUGUCAGUUUUGGACAAACCAACCUGACUGUCGAGCCAGGCACUUCCUUAGAGCAACACUUUAUCAUUCGCUUCAGGGCUUUUCAACAGAGCAUAGCUACUUCUUUUACUCGUCCUAGAAGUGGAAAUCCUGGCUAUCUUGUUGGGAAGCCACUUUUGGCCAUAACUGGUGAUUUAAGUCACCCUAUGACCCUCUUACAGAGUCAGGGUGAUGGAAUUUGCUCUGUUAAGAGACAUGAAGUACAAUUUGGAGUGAAUGCAGUAUCUGGAUGCAAGCUCAGGCUGAAAAAGGUGGCUUGCAGCCACUUACAGCAGGAGACUUAUGAGGCUCUUCAUGGAAAGACCAGCCCAGAACUUGUUGCCAUCUUUGGUAAUGCUGACCCGGCCCGGAAGAGUGAGUGGACGAGGAUUCUCAGCAGCAACUGCAGUGUUUCGGCUAUGCAUUGCACUUCCUGCUGUGUCAUACCAGUUUCCCUGGAGAUCCAGGUAUUGUGGGCAUAUAUAGGCCUCCAGUCCAACCCACAAGCUCAUGUGUCAGGAGCCCGGUUCCUAUACCGGUGCCAAUCCGUAAAGGAUUCCCAGCAAAUAAUAGAUGUACCUUUGACAACUGUUGUGACCUUUGUGGACAUUACCCAGAAGCCAGAGCCUCCAAGGGGCCAACCUAGAAUAGACUGGAAACUGCCAUUCGACUUCUUUUUUCCCUUCAAAGUGGCAUUCAGCAGAGGAGUAGACUCUCAGAAAGGCUCAGCCUCUCCCAUCCUUAUCCUGUGUCUCUUAGUACUUGGAGUUCUCAAGCUAGAAACCAGGUGAAACAAAAAGAACCAGCUAUUAAUUUUCCCUAUGGGAAGUUCGGAGACAGCCUACUUAAUCUUGGCUAAAUAGGUCCAUACCUGCUCGUGACCAGAGGAGAGUGUAUAAGAUAACAGAGGACCUAACUGAAGGAAUGUUUGUAUGUGAAAGAAGGGAUUUUCGAAAAGCAAUAAAAAUACCUUAUUUGUCAUGGUUCUCUGCUUAGGACUGUGCAGACCACCAAGUACACAUUAGGUUCUCUACUUCUCAAGCUAGGAAGAACACAAAGAGCCCUGCCUCCAGCCUUCAGCUUGUGUUUGCCUCACUGAAGUUUUGCAAGAUCUUCAUCCAUCUGCUCACAGGCACACUGAGGCCCAGCAUUGAAAGGAACGUGCUCCUGCUGUCCCCUGGAUGAACUUGGGAAUAGAUGCCCUCUGGACUUGAGAGGAGCUGAAAACUGCUGGCUAAGGAUUUCAUCUCGCCUCUCCCCAUUCCCUUGGGCCACACUCUGUCCGGGCAUGAGUGAGGAGAGCAACUCUUUCUAGUCAGUUUCCAAAAUGACUGUGGAAUCCCAGACCCCCAUUUUUUACUAGCAAAUGAUCCUACCGCUCA
Molecule: messenger RNA, 2510 nt
Organism: Lontra canadensis (Northern American river otter)
Lineage: Eukaryota; Metazoa; Chordata; Mammalia; Carnivora; Mustelidae
Gene: TCTN3
Product: tectonic family member 3
Exons: 14
Coding region: 93-1919 (608 amino acids)
Biological process (GO): smoothened signaling pathway; cilium assembly
Source: RefSeq, a predicted model, not a curated record